This is a messenger RNA of Malaclemys terrapin pileata, 8341 nucleotides long. Its product is annotated as zinc finger protein 883-like. Lineage: Eukaryota; Metazoa; Chordata; Testudines; Emydidae. The transcript is spliced from 6 exons. The record is from RefSeq and is a predicted model, not a curated record. Gene Ontology annotation, biological process: regulation of transcription by RNA polymerase II. Gene Ontology annotation, molecular function: DNA-binding transcription factor activity, RNA polymerase II-specific; RNA polymerase II cis-regulatory region sequence-specific DNA binding. The coding region runs from base 525 to 2591 and encodes 688 amino acids.
CUCUGGCUCCAGGCUCCUGGCGAGAUCCCCGAGCCCCGGCGGCUGGUACUGGGAGCCCGGAGCCCGGGCUGCAGCCGGGAGAGGGGAAUCUCCAGCAGGGCCCUUCCCGCUGCUCCCCAGGAGCCUCUCCCAGGGCAGAGCCCCCAGCCCGGCCAGGCCCCUUCCCGGCCCGGCCCCUGCCCCAGGGGGCCCCGCUCGGAGGGAAGCCCUGGAGUUGAGCUCCCUGGGUCAGAAGCUGCUGCCUCCUCCAUUUUGAGCUGGAAGCUGGGAGAGACCUUCAUUAAAGCCCCCACUGUGCCCAGCCUGGGUGAGGACUUCCUGCAGUGUCUGGAAACAGCUCCUAGGGCAGCCUCGGGUUCUACUGACACCCGCCUCUGAGAGUCCAGAGUGUCUGUCUGCAGGGAGAGAGCCAGGGGGGUCAUUGGGAUGUGAAAUGGACUCAAGCCCCUUCUGAAACCCCCGCCUUCCCGAAUUGCCCAUCUCGUCCUGACAGGCUGAGGAAUCACUUCCACAUUUCUCUCCAGAUGGUCCCGACUUCCAGGAGACAGGGAAGGGAAAUGGCUGUGAUGGAGCCAGCUCAGAUGCCUGUGACCUUCGAGGAGGUGGCUGUGUAUUUCACCAAGGGGCAGGGGGCUUUGCUGGACCCCACUCAGAGAGCCCUCUACAGGGACGUCAUGCAGGAGAACUAUGAGACGGUGACCUCGCUGGGAUUUCCCAUUCCCAAACCGGACCUGAUCGCCCGGCUGGAGCGAGGGGAAGAGCCGUGGGUCCCGGAUCUCCAGGCCGCUAAGGAAAGAGAGAGCCCAAGCGGCACCAGCACAGGCACUGUCUGGAUUCCCUCUCUCCCAGCAGGUGAUAGGACAGUGAGUUUGAACAAGGAGGAAAAUCAGCAGCAUGAAGGUCCUUGGAAAGUGGAACUGCAGGGGACGUUUUUGAGAAGAGCUGAAGGGAAUUUUCACCAGUGCUUGGAACAGGGAAAAGCCUGGGGAGAUCAACACAGAUCAGAGAUUCAAGUGGGAAACUGUCCCAGAAAGAAAUUAAAUAAAUCCAUCAAACGCGGUGGAGGAUGCAAGGAUCCCAAGGAAACCACAGUCCAGCAGACAAGUCACAAUGAAGAGAAACCCUACAAAUGCCUUGACUGUGGGAAAAGAUUCCAUUUCAGUGCAAACCUUAUUAGCCAUUGGAGAACCCACACAGGAGAGAAGCCCUAUAAAUGCCUGUAUGGUGGUCAAAGUUUCAGUUUGAAAUCAACCCUUCAUACACAUCAGAAAACCCACACAGGAGAGAAACCCCAUAAAUGCCUGGACUGUGGGAAAACUUUCGGUCAGCGCUCAUACCUUAUUAAACAUGGGAGAAUCCACACGGGAGAGAGACCCUAUAAAUGCCUGGACUGUGGGAAAACUUUCAGUCAGCGCUCAGACCUUACUCAACAUGGGAGAAUCCACACAGGAGAGAAACCCCAUAAAUGCCUGGACUGUGGCAAAACUUUCCGUCAGCACUCACACCUUACUAAACAUGAGAGAAUCCACACGGGAGAGAGACCCCAUAAAUGCCUGGACUGUGGGAAAACUUUCCGUCAGCGCUCAGGCCUUAUUAAACAUGGGAGAAUCCACACAGGAGAGAAACCCCAUAAAUGCCUGGACUGUGGGAAAACUUUCCGUCAGCACUCACACCUUACUAAACAUGGGAGAAUCCACACAGGAGAGAAACCCCAUAAAUGCCUGGACUGUGGGAAAACUUUCCGUCAGCGCUCAGGCCUUAUUAAACAUGGGAGAAUCCACACGGGAGAGAAACCCCACAAAUGCCUGGACUGUGGGAAAACUUUCCGUCAGCACUCAGGCCUUAUUAAACAUGGGAUAAUCCACACGGGAGAGAGACCGUAUAAAUGCCUCGAGUGUGGGAAAAGUUUCAGUUUGAAAUUAACCCUUAAUACACAUCAGAAAACCCACACAGGAGAAAGACCCCAUAAAUGCUUGGACUGUGGGAAAAGCUUCAGACAGCACUCACAUCUUACUACUCAUAGGAAAAUCCAUACGGGAGAGAAACCCUACAAAUGCCUCGAGUGUGGGAAAGGUUUUAUCACAAAUUCAUCACUUACUGCACAUCAGAGAAUCCACACAGGAGAGAGACCUUAUAAAUGUCUCGAGUGUGGGAAAGGUUUUAUCAGAAGUUCAGCGCUUACUAACCAUAGGAGAAUCCACACAGGAGAAAGACCCUAUAAAUGCCUUGAGUGUGGGAAAAGUUUCAGUUUGAAAUCAAUCCUUAAUACACAUCAGAAAACCCACACAGGAGAGAAACCCCAUAAAUGCCUGGACUGCGGGAAAACUUUCAGUCAGCGCUCAUACCUUACCCUACAUGGGCGAAACCACACAGGAGAGAAACCCCAUAAAUGCCUGGACUGCGGGAAAACUUUCAGUCAGCGCUCAUACCUUACUAAACAUGGGAGAAUCCACACAGGAGAUAGACUAUAUAAAUGCCUUGAGUGUGGGAAAAGCUUCAGUAAGAGCUCAGCGAUUACCAAACAUCAGAGAAUCCACAAUGAUGUAAGAGACCCUGGAAACAGCUUGACUGCCGGAAAAGAUUUAAUUUGACUUCCCACAUCAGUGACGCACACAACAGAGAGACCGUCAAUGUGGGGGAAGGUUUAUGUGCUGCUCCCGGAGUAUCGGGCAUCAGCAGAUCCACACAGGGAAGAAACUUCUGAGAUGUUCUCAGUGUGGAAAAUGCUCCAAGUGCAGGUAACCCCACAUUGGACAUCAGAGACUCCUCCGCACAGCAGGGAAAUUCUCUCAGGGCCCUGACUAGAGCUGGCCACGGUGACAAAUCCAUUUCCUCAUUCCCACACACAUCAGGGGCGUUUGGCUCCCAAGGAUCCAUCUGCCCAUCGCUGGGGUGAGGAUUCAGCAGCAGCCAAGCAUCAGCUGGUCAGUGACCCACUGGCUCUGCCUGGUCUAAGCAAACCCCAGGCAGAGGAGGAGAAGCCCCGAUCAGCCCCUCCUCCCUGCUGCAGCCCUGCAGAGGUGAGAAGGAGGCCAAGGCUGUCAGGGGACUUGGGCAGCUUUCAAGCCAGGCAGACCCCCAUCAUGGAGGCCAGAGGGAGAUGAGGAGACUGACAGCCCAGCUGGUCACCCCCUCCCCAUCUACAAAUGUGUCCUGUGUAUAGACAAUACAAUACUCAUUGUCUCUGCCACACUCACCCCACACUCAUCCCUCUAACCUGAGCUCUUUGGCUUCCCUGCUCUCGGAGUGUUUCGUUUUGUGAUGGGGUUCCAGUGCCUCUCAUGGCUUCUCUGCACUUUUCUCCCAAUGUGUAGAUGUUGCUCUGUUGUGGGGUGUGGGAAAUGGGGGAGCUGGGGGCAGCAGUGGGCUGGGUUGGACUGAAUUGGGCUGGGCUGGGGAUGGAGAAAGGAGUCUGCUACUUGCUUGUCCAUUUAAAUAAUAAAGUACAAUUUAGUUUCUCCCACUCCCAGUCUCCUUUGAUUUGCAUUAAAUGGCUGCCCCCCGAAGAGGUAAGGUGAAAGAUAAAGGCAAUGCAGACUUGUUCUGGGAUGGGAAUGCACAGUGAGGUCACCCCAUCUCGGUCACAGGCGCCUCAAACUUCCCUUAGAGAUAAAGCUCUCUGAAACCUCGUGCCCCUCUCCCUGACCCCAGUACAAACCAGGAACAGUCUGAUUGGGCUCCCGGGCUCAUCCUCCUCUUCCUCAUCCCAGUGCUAGUCAGGAGUAAUCCCACUGGGGCCAUGUGACCUGUCUACACCAGUGUGAAGUUGUUGUGAGAGGAGAAAUAGACCAUUGGCCUCUAGGUCUGUUUGCAAUCUAUGUGGCGGGCCUCCCAAAGGAGGCUCAGGAAUGUGUCAAGGGAGGCGUGACCUGUGGUGUUUUUUUUUUGUUUUUUUUUUUUUUAGAGCACUGGCUGCCUUCUGAGCUGAUAAGUUUGUCUAAUCAGCAGUUUGGGAAGGCAAGGUUAGUGGAACAUGAAUAUCCCUAUACCUUACUGUGAUGGGUUGGAUCACAGAAACCCCCUUGGGAGCUGCCACCCGAUGUGCAAAGACUACCCCUGCUCCUGUUUUCCCUGCCAGCUCACAGAAAUGUGCUUGUCUUUAGCAUUCAGAUACCCAACUCCCAAUGGGGUCUAAACCCAAAUGAAUCUGUUUUACCAUGUAUAAAGCUUAUGCAGGGCAAACUCAUAAAUUGUUUGCCCUCUAUAACACUGAUAGAGAGAUCUGCACAGCUGUUUGCUCCCCCAGGUAUUAACACAUACUCUGAGUAAAUUAAUAAGUGAAAAGUGAUUUUAUUAAAUACAGAAAGUAGAAUUUAAGUGGUUCCAAGUAGUAACAGACAGAACAAAGUAAGUCACCAAGCAAAAUAAAAUAAAAUGCACAAAUCUAUGUCUAAUCAAACUAAAUACAGACAAGAUCUUCACCAGUUCCAGAAUGCUCCCUUUUACAGGCUAAUCUCCUUUCAUUCAAGUAUCCUGGGGGGGUGGAGAGGCUCCUUCUUUAGCGAGCUGAAGACAAAAUGGAGGGGUCCCCCACGGGUUUAAAUAGACUUUCUCUUGUGGAUGGAGACCCCCCCUCCUUACUCCUAUGCAAAGUCCAGCUCAAGAUGGAGUUCUGGAGUCACCAGGGCAAGUCACAUGUCCCUGCAUGACUCAGUCUUUACAGGCCGAAGCCAUUGUCCAUAUGGCAUCUUGUAUGUCUCCAGGAGGACUUCUUAUGUGGAUUGGAGCAUUCCAAGAUGCAUUGUUCCCCAAGUGCUUCCUGAUUAGGUACUUAACCUUGUGAAUUCCUUCCUAAAGAAACUGACCAAAUGCCUCACAAAGCGUACUUAGAAACCAAGCAAGUAUACAGCAAUAUUCUUAACCUCAAAUAGAAAAUGAUAUAUGUGUACAAAUAGGAUGAAUAGAUUUAGUAGACCAUAACCUUUACGGAGAUAUGUUACAUGGCACAGGCUGCACAAAACAUAUUCCAGUUAUGUCAUACAUACAUUUAUAAGCACCCCCCCCCCCAUAAAGCUUAUGGGCUACACUGUCACACUUACCUAUUACCAGUGUGGAGAAUUGUGACAGUGAAGGAAAUGUUCCUGUGUCUGUUAGGGGUAAUGACUUGCCCAUAAAGGGAGCUACCCCAAUCUCCAAGCAGUUGUCUGUGAAUAGCCAUGUGCGCUGGGACAAAGGAAAGUAUAUCCCAAGCUGUUUGUCUGUUAAAGGGGAAUGUUUCUCCAGCUCUUUUCUGUCUGUAGAGCAGACAGAAGAAGCCUGUCAGCCUAUGAUGGUUGAAAAUGUAUCAGUUAACACAAAGUUGGUUCUGGAUACAACUAAAGCCCAGGAAGGAAGGGGUCCUAAAUUUGUGUCUGCCAGGGAUGAUGACAUUACAACUAGGUUGCGUCCAGUUGAUGUCAAAUAGCUCCCAGAGACCAAGCGAUUCUGAUGCUUCUAUUUUGCUUGUAGCUAGUGUGUUGCUGGGUAAAGAUGUGACAACCUUGUCUGAUCAGGGUGAUAUCAUAGCCAGGGCACAAGGAAAGCAUGAGGGUGAUUUGACUAUGUUACCCACUGACAGUGUGGAAACUUGUAACAAGGAAGAGAAUACUUCUAAUCUUGUGACUAUGAAGUCUAGCUGGUUACCUGAAAGGGGGUUGUGUGGAAAUCCUCCUGAUGGGCCAGAGGUGAUUCUGGAUGUAUGUGAAACUCAGAAGGAGUUUGGUGAUUUGUCAGGGGUUGUGCCAAAGUCGGUUCUGGACAUAAAUAAAGCUCAGAAAGAAUCUCUUGCAGUGCAUGAUAUUGCAGAAGGAAAGGAAUUUCUGGGUGAAGUCUUUAAAGUCUGUGAGAAGGAAUUGUUCCCAUUGACUCUUCAUGGGCCAUUGCUGAUAGUGAACAGUCUCUCUUCUGAGGAAACUGUGUUAGUGCCUAAUGGGCCAGAGUCUUUCAAAUGUGUAUGAUUCCCCUGGCCUUGCUUCAGAAAGAGCCAGUGUGGAUAGCUUUGAAAAGAUUUCAGAUGAAAAAAAAAUUGUUAGGGACUUUAAACAGCCCUAUAAGGUUAGUCAGCUUGUUGGGGAGACAGUGUUGUUGGAACAUUAAUGUUUCCAUGUUGAUUUUUUAAGUAAGCAGUCUGUGACUCAGGUACGAGGAAAGAUCGGGUUCCUGGUUUUUCAGAGCUGAACAGCCUUAUAACUGAAUCCACAAGGAUGCAGGGGAGAACAGGCAAACUCUCAUCUCUAGACAAUUUGAAUAUGACUUUUAGUCUCUUAGUGAACUUGACAUCUGAUUCCAUGUAGAAGCAGAGGUUGGUAAUGGAAGGACAAAAGAACCUUGAGUCUAACUGUGACGUUAUGAGUGUGAUAUAAUAUCUCAUUGAAAGAUGACAGGGCCAGAAAGAGUUAAUUAACUCACUGACUGACCUGGUCCAUGGAUGAACUUUAAAGACUGGUUAGGAAGAUAUGUAAAUGAAUAGAGCUUUGAAAUGUAAGUCUGCAUUGUUAGAGAUCUCAAGGGUAGAUGUUUGCUCAGGUCUUAUGAUGUAAGCAAACAAGUCUUGUCUAUUGCUAUAACUUUAAUUCAAAGAUCAAAAAAGGUAUAUUAACAUUUAUGAUGAUUAUUAUUGUCUAUAUGUCUCUUUGAAAGUUGUAGUAACCUCUAUGGUAAUAUAGAAGUUGUUUUGUGCUGGCUUGGUAAAUCUAAGUAUUAGAAUGACCACCAGCUUCUGGGGUUUGUCUGCCCCGUUUUGUUUGCAGUUCACCCUAAUUGAGUGACCUCAGCUGGCUCCCACGGGCAGCACCGUCACACUAACCUACUAGUGAACAUGGCUGGUAUCUCUUAAAGACAGAGUCCAGCCUUGGAAUUGGUAAUGCUUGAGGAUCUGAAAACAAGUAAAAAAGCCAGUGUCUAUGUUGAUGCAAAUUACCUGUCUGACUGGGGGGAGAAAGACUUGCCCAUAGCCAUAAGCAAAGAGGAUUCACCCAGUCAGCCAGUGGAUUCUAUUACACAAAAGAGUUCAGAUUUUGAUCCUCGGGAACAGGGAGAAAGGGAAAAAGUUUAUCAUGCUAAUGAAAGCCACAGGUUAACCCUAAAAUGCCAGAACCCCGUGGUAUUGAGCCAAAGGCAUAACAAAAAUGAUUGUGAAUGUACACUUGUAAUAAAUUUGAUGUUAAUGCUAACAAUGUGCAGGGUUUUUUGGAAAAGCCCUUGAACAUGUUGGGAGCGAUACAUAAGGACUCAUUAUGUUGUAAAAUCCUUCAUGGUUAUACUGUUUCAUUACAUGACAACACACACUAUGUUAAAAGGCCUGGUGAUACUGAUAUUUCACAGUUAGUGCCUGUAUCUAAUCUUGAAACAGUACACAGCAGAAAAACCACUACUAGCUUGAACUGCUGUGCAAAGGGGGAAAAUGAGAUACAACACCUCACGGCCUUCAUGGCUGAAGGCCAGAGUAGGUGCUCUCUGAAGAAUAUCAAUGGCUAUGUUAAGUCAACACAUAGACCAAACCCUGGAACCACUAAAGUGUUUCACAAAGUAGGGACUAAGUUCCUGGCUGGGGCCAAAGUAUGCCUCAAUAACUUGGCCUUACAAAGAAUUCAAUCUAAACAUCGCUCAGAUCAAUGUUGGAAGGUCCUUAAGGUGUAUCCAGGAGCUCUAAUUUCGCCCUUCUAUACCAGUCUCACCUUAGGGGUGUGAUGCAUGGCUAGAAAGGGUUAAACCUCCUGCAAACUAAAUAACCCUCAAAAGACAUAUGGGGAGAUAAUCUUUGUGUUUUUGUGUAUUUACAUAUGUACAAGUAGGGUCCACAAUGUAAUCAACAGUCCCUGUCUAUGCUGGAUUCUGAUAGGAUGUUCUUUUGAUCUCUGACCUAUCAUGUAAAUGAAUUGUAAACAUGGAAUAUCUCUGUAUUCAUCUCUCUUUGCAAUGUAUAGCAAAUAAUCUGUGAAUGGUGGAGGAACAAGCAAAUGGCCUUAUGUUAAUUCUAUAGCUAAGUACCGGUGAUGGACCUCCUUCAAAGUCUGCUAAUUACCUUCUGUUCCGGGAGGAACUCCAACUUGUCAAGAAGACAUGACAUUGAAGAAAAGAUCCUUGGUCCUGAUUCUGUCAUCUCAGAUCUGCUUAGGCUUCAUCAGGGGACGUUUGAGUCGCAAGACUGAGGUCCCAGUUAUGCUGGUACGCCCUGAAUAUGAGAUUAGGACAUUGGACUAUAACCUAUGAACUAUUUCUGAAAUAACUUUUUGCAAAUACAAAGCUCAACAUCUUUGCUAUGAAUCUGCCCCUCAAUACAUUGAACUCACGUCUGUAUGUAUAUUAAUCUUUUAACCAUACUCUUUUGUUUUUUAAUAAAUUUUAGUUUAGUUAAUAAGAA